Messenger RNA from Nicotiana attenuata, 3667 nucleotides. Its product is annotated as serine/threonine-protein phosphatase 7 long form homolog. The record is from RefSeq and is a predicted model, not a curated record. Gene Ontology annotation, biological process: meristem development; meristem maintenance. NCBI's taxonomy places the organism in Eukaryota, Viridiplantae, Streptophyta, Magnoliopsida, Solanales, Solanaceae. The transcript has 6 exons. The coding region runs from base 187 to 2367 and encodes 726 amino acids.
UCGUAUAAAAUUUAUACGAGGUAUUAGAUAUUUAGAAAUAAAGUGCUCCUCCCGCUUGGUCUGCUUUCUGAAACCAUCCGCCGGCCCCUUCCGACGAACGGAACUUCAUUGCCAGGCUUCACGCCCUCUGACUUCUUCUUCAGCAAAAGUACGUACCUGUAUUCUCGAGGCUUCAGGUUCAGUCACAUGGAGGAUCAGAGGUUGACACAGCUACAUCCUGGGCCGUUAGACCAUAGCGUACUGACAAGACAAAACCAUCACAGGUCGAAGGACGUAUGGAAUGGUGAGGUGGAAAAGCCUAUUUUAUGUAGACGAUCAGAUGGUAAUUUUUGGAAUUUGGUUCAUGAUCGUCCAAUUCAUCGACGUGUCCUGCAAAUAUUAAUUGAUGCAGGAUUUUACGGGGUCUAUCGAGUAGGACGUAUACAAUUAGACCAUGCUUUUAUUACUUCUCUUGUUGAGAGAUGGCGUCCGGAGACGCAUACUUUUCACCUAAGAGUUGGGGAAGCCACUAUUACGCUACAGGAUGUAGCUAUUUUGUAUGGAUUGCCAGUAGAGGGAAGGCCAGUAUUGGGCAUUGAUAGUACAAGAAAGACCGAAGAGUGGCAGGAUAUGUGCGACGCGUUGCUUGGUUUUAGACCACAUAGUGAUUGUUUAUUUGGUAGUAGGCUUGAGAUUAGUGCACUAGCUACAUACAUGGAGCAACUGCCUUUGCUAGAUGAUGAUGCAGAUGAGGUAGUUGUACAUCAGAGGGCUAGGUGCUAUAUGUUAUGGAUGAUCGGGGGUAUACUGUUUCCUGACACAUCAGGAAACAAGGUUAAGUUAAUGUACUUGACGCUGCUCGAUGACAUCACGCAGAUUGGUAUGUAUAGUUGGGGUAGUGCUGUGUUGGCGUGCUUGUACCGUGCAUUGUGUAGAGCUACCCGGCCAAAAAACAAUGAGUUAUGUGGCUUCAUACCACUUCUACAGGUAUGGGCAUGGGAGAGACUGAAGAUGGUUCAUCCAGACAGACGUCAGGCAAGAGAGGGUGCUAUUACAUUUUCGAAUGAUCUCCCUGGUCCACCACACGCAUGUAAAUGGAACGUUCAUCUUAGUUGGACACAUACGACGCAAUACGUGUUGCCAUUGUUUCGGGACCAGCUAGAUAACCUCGUUGAUGAACAUUUUGUUUGGGAGCCGUAUACUCCAGAUGUGAUGGAGAAUCUUCCCGAGUAUUGCCGAUCAGGAGAGUACUUUUGGCGUGCUGUGGUGCCGCUCCUAUGUUGGGACGUGUUGGAGAUGCAUCAGCCCAACAGGGUCCUCAGACAAUUCGGAAUGGGUCAAGUCAUACCUGUUUCCUGCAAUUUUGCAGACAAUCACGACAUGCAUGAUCGUCGUGGCCGACAAAACACGGAUUGGGCUAGAGAACAUGCGAGGCCCAUACUUGUCUGGAAUGAUCGUGCUAACCGAGUUUGUGAAGCCCGGCUAGCAGAUGGACCCGUUGCAUAUGAUGAUGAUUACCUUGUCUGGUAUCGUCGGAUUACUCGACAGAUUAUCGGAAAUCCCAGUAUCCGAUUUCCAAAAGGGUAUGCAUCCCUUGCACCAGUGGCGGAGGUUAUGGCACGUCAGUUGCAUAUGAUAUAUCAAUAUGGUAUUGAAUUGCGACAACAACCAUCAAUGGAGGUUGCAGGAAGGAAAGUCAUGGAGAUGUGCAGUGAUGGUUUGACAGCAGCAAUCGAGGCUCAGAGGCUUCGUGUUCAGCCAAUGUAUGUUCCAGUUGAGCAGCCUGUAGUUGAUCAUGCUGUUAAUCCACAUAAACGUGGAAGGGCAGGGAGACGCAAAAAGAGACGUGCGAUAGCAGCAACUAAUGUUGAAGAAAGGUCUGAAAUGUCUAAUACAAAUUCGGAUUUGGAGCGUGAUCGUGGUGCAGGUGGUUCUGUUAAGGGUGAUGGAAAUUUAAAUGUUGAAGCUGAGCUUGGUAUGGAUUCAUCACAGUUUGCAGAGCCCCGUUUUGAUAUGGCAUCUAGUUCAACACAUUUUGGGGAUGGGGAUGGGGAUGGGGAUGGUUCUGAAUUGCAUAAUGUUGACAUUCAACUUGUACUUUAUCAGAUCCCACCCUCUCAGCAGUUUGAUAUGAAUAAUUUUGGAGACGGGUUUGAUGAUGACGACAUACACCACUCCCCUGCCCGUCCUGAUCGACAGGUUAACUAUGAUAAUACCCCUAGCCAGAUGACUUUAGAGGCCUCUUGUGUUACAACUAUUGGUUCUGUGGAUGAUAAGCCUAUGGAGCAAGCAAUUCCAACCCGAGGAAGAGGGCGAGCGAGAUUUUAUAAACGUCGUGUUAAUAACAAUGUAGAUGCACCCGGCGACAAAAUCCUGCACACCCUAUAGUGCCGCUACGUUGCUAUAAACCCUAAAGCACCCUAGCAACUAGUAUACACAAAGUCAAACUUCGGGAUGAAGUUAUAUGCAUGAAAGGAAGUGACUUCCUAGAGGGGAUAUCUACCACCUGCACCCUUCGUUUAUAUGCUCAAAUAUUGGAGGAAGACUUGUACAUUAUCUACCCAUGGAUUUCCCAAGUUAGCAUGAAUAAAGCUUGCACAUUUGUUUUAUUCCAUGCUGUGUUGAGUGGGUUUAAAGUUAAUAGGCGAUACCAAUUUUUGGCUUAAAUAGUGAAACAGAUUGCUUUACAUGGCCCUCUAAAAGAAGUUUUCUCAGAUCUAUUCAGUUUGUGCAGGAUACCAGAUGCUUUUAUUGAAGAUUGGAGCUUACAAGGCUGGAAUAUACCUUUUAGGCGAGUGCUGAAUGAUCGGGAGGUGGAUAGAAUUACUGAGUUCUUCAAGGCGCUGGACAUGUUCAAGGGCACAACUGACGCUGGAGAUUCCAUGAUAUGGAAAGGUAAUGGCAGAAAGUGUUUCACACUUAAAUCAACAUAUAAUGCAUUAACUGCUACUGGACAACAAGACACAAGAUGGCCUUGAAAGAAUAGUUGGAAAGCCAGGACUGCUGUUAAAGUGAGAUGUUUCUCUUGGUUGGUAGCACGGAGAGCAUGCCUUACUCAUGAAAACCUGCAAAGAAGGGGAAUACUAUUAAGUUCAAGAUGCUUUUUAUGUCAGGAGUGUGCUGAAAAUGACAGUCAUUUGUCUUACGUUGCGAAGUGACUGGUCAACUGUGGCAGAUUUUCUUGAGCAUGUUUGGUCGGAAACGAGUCAUGCCAGAGUCCACUAUUUAUAUGCUGAAGUGCUGGAACAAAGCGGGAGGCAGUGUAAGGAAUAAGAGGUGGUGGAAAUCUAUCCUAGCAUGUUCCUUGUAUUGCAUAUGAGUUUAUGUUAUCAUGGUAAAUUCCACAAAGCUUCUCAAUAGGCAGCCAGUUGACCUGUUAAAGCAUUCUACAAGGCGUUUCUUUGUUGGAUACAUUAAUUGGUUUUGCAAUCAACAUAUCCAACACUAACUCAAAAUCUGCAAUCUCCUGUAUUGGCUAACAUGUCAUCUCAUGGAUUUAUACCUUAGCUUUCUGAUCUUGGAUGUUUAUCAAUUUUCUCGGCUUUGCAGGCCAGACACAAAUUUCUAGUCUCAACUAAGAGUACCUUCCAAGAAUUGUUCCAUGUUUUGCAGAGGUACUUUGAAACCAGAACCAGCAGUUGCUCAACAGACCUCACACAUCUUCAAUGUCCCAUUUUCCUUGUGGUUA